This is a messenger RNA of Neolamprologus brichardi, 2491 nucleotides long. It is a transcript of the gene pmch, whose product is annotated as pro-melanin-concentrating hormone. Gene Ontology annotation, biological process: behavior; chemical synaptic transmission. Lineage: Eukaryota; Metazoa; Chordata; Actinopteri; Cichliformes; Cichlidae. Gene Ontology annotation, molecular function: type 1 melanin-concentrating hormone receptor binding; melanin-concentrating hormone activity. The record is from RefSeq and is a predicted model, not a curated record.
GGCAGAAAGUGAACUCUUCAGCUUUUCAGGGGCAACUACGUAACAAGAUAUCAAAGACGUUAGCACAGGGGGGAACUUUGGAAAUUACAGGAGCCAUAGAGAAGCCUGAAUGCUGCUCUACUAUUGAAAAAAUAUGUCAGAGAUCGGAUGUUUUAGUUGGUCUUUAAGUUCAGAUAGGAGAUGAGGAACAGGUCAAGGAAUGGGCACGAACAGGAGACUCCAUCUACAGGUCAAACCCAUCCUUUACCUAAAGAGCUAUGUCAGUAAAAAGCAUGGGGAAAAUCCCCUGAACAGUACAGGACCAUGACAACAUUUUCAAACCACAGCCUACUUUAACUAUUUUAACUUUCUCUGAUUUGUGUGAACAUCAAAACCUUCUGAACACCAUAUUUCAUACCACAACCACCAUUUUUUGUUGGACCAAGGUUAAGGUCUUUGUUUGCAGGGGUGCUUCACAUCUGUAAUUUCAGUUUGCAUCCAAUGGGAACCUUGAAGGCAACAAGUAAUCAAUAAGGUGUGAAAGGACCACAUUAGUGACUUCUACAGAGAGCUGUUUGCAUGCUUGCUCUGUGAAAUGUCAUCAAAAUCAGAAGAAUCAGUUUUCCAGAAGCCCCAUGCCUGCACAAGAUUACAUGGAAACCCAGCAAAUAGUUCUUGAGGCACUUACAAUCUUGAUUUAAGAGGUGUACUCCCGAUUCCCAGAACUACUGGAAAAGCAUUGAUUAAAAAAACCCAUCUUCAAGCAAAACAAUCAGAUUGGGGUGGGUUUGUUUUUUAAAAAAAAAAUAUAGCUUCAAAACAACCAAUAUAAACAUUCUUUAAACAACAAAGAGAAUUGCUUUCACUUGGCUGAUGAUAUAGAGGCAACAGAAGAAGAACGCUAACCCUAACCCAGGUUAACUAGGAGGCUUGAGCUCAACCUCUUUUAAGAUAAACUUUCACUUGCCAUUUAAUUGGACUUUUUUGGUUAGAUUAAGGAACAUAAACUAUGUGGUUUGCCUAAAAAUGUUCUCCUUUUAAAUUGUAAGAUAAAAUGACCAACCUGGUUCAAAUCCAUGUAAAAGUGACCACAUCAGAACACACUGUACUCGCACCAGCUAACGAGGCCACAAGAACAUAACUUUAAAUAAAACUUGUAAUAAGAGCUUGCACAAGCAACCUGUGGGUUUAGUCUCCUUAUAAAUAAGAUGAACCCCUCCUCCAGAAUUCACAAAAGAGAUAUAUUGUUAAAUUUGUGACUUUUAGAUAAGCUGACAUGACUUUUGUUUUCAUCAAACAGAAUAUGCUAGCCAUUUCAGCCUAUUUUCUGUCUUUGAGCCAAGUUCAACUAACAGACUGCUCAAAAUGGGGAACUGCUCUUCUAUUCAAAGUCUUAGCAAGAAGGUAUAAUAGUGAUUGGUUAUACCAGACAAAUAAUCUAAGUAGGUGCCUUUUUACCUGAGUCUGGAGGCGACAGCACCUUGUUGAUGGGGAUCUUGUUAAGUACUUCUGAAAGACUCCCUGUGUGAGUUGUCUUUCUUACUGCAGCAAGUCUCCAUCUUAUCACCUGCUGGGUUAAUUUCAACAUGCGGAUUUUGAAGGGACAGAUUUGAAUCAGUUCCUGCCCUUUGACCCUCUAUGAGCCUUUUUUCCCCAAGUUCUUUAAUGUGGUUAAAAUGAUAGCACACCAUGUUUCCCCAUCUUUAAUAACCUUAAUUCAUCAAAUCUUUAAAUGUACUAAAUGAGGUUUGUCACCUUUUGCUUCCCUAUUAAUGGACUUAUACCACAUCUCCUGUGACCUUUGAUCUUAUAUGUUGAUGUGUCCCUGUGGGAGGCAUGAUGAUGAUUUUGUACAUUAAACAAUUGUGAGCUGGCAGCAAAAUACUCUCUCCCUCAAUAUAUAAAGCAGCUUAAAGUCCAAUCAUACCAGUUGUUAAGGCAAGGCUCAACUGGCGAAGGUCUUAAGAAAUAAACAUUGUAGAUACCAUGAUCUCUGUCUACUCUGUCUUCUUAACUCUGCUGCUUUUCACUGAACUGAGCAGCCACUCAGUCACCGUAGCCAUGCCUGCAACUAAUGCAGAGGAUGGUACAACAGAAGAAGACGGCCUGGGUUUGAUACUGGGUGACGAGUCAAUCUCUGAGCCCGCUGUGAUCCCACCGGUGUUCAGGCAGCGCCGAAUCAGGGAUGAAGAUGGGAACCCAACAAUCAUCAUCUCGGAUGCAAGGCUGAAAGGGCACAGUGUUCGAGGGCUGAACCCGGCCUUCACUCGGAGCCUUCCUCUACACGCAGAUCGAAGCCUGAGCCACACUCCUGCCGAGUACAGUGUGAAGAUAGAUCGCAGAGAUACCGACCUUGACAUGCUGCGAUGUAUGAUUGGAAGAGUGUACCGGCCCUGCUGGGAAGCAUGAGCGACGUCAAUGAAUGUUUCCUCCUGUAUGGUAUAAGAAGAUUAAUUUACUUGUAGGAAAUAAAGCAGACAAACAUGGAAAACAAAAUAAAAGUUUAUUAACA